UCUCACUAAAAGUUUUAAUGAUAGGAGCACAUAUAUUCAGCUGGUAAAUAUUUUCAGAUAUUUUGGGAAUUAUUCAUUAAGCCAAUGCCACCUGGAAGAUGUGAAGUUUGCUUUGAGUAUUGCUUUGUGAAAUAUGUACAGAUACCUCCAUAAAUGCUCAGCCAUCGAGGAGUCUAUUAGUAAAUGUAAUCUCUCCUGAUUUGCCCUUUCCUUAAGUUCUGUUAUUUUAUUUUUCUAAUGUUAUUGAUAUGGAUGCUGUUAUUAUUAUAGACAGUAUAAUUAUUACAGUGUUAAAGAUAAUGCUAAUUGGUAUAUAAAGUGAAAUAAGAUAUUUUUGAAAAUCAAGGAAAAAGAGUAAAUAGAUGAGAGAGGUACAAUUAGUAAUUGACUUCAUGGGCAUGGCAUGAAUGCACAUCCCAUCUCAGGCAUCAUUGAAUUAACUAUAUUCAGUAACAUUAUUAUGCCUUUUUGUUUAAUAGUGUUAGGCAGGUAUGUUCACUGAUUGUAUAGUAGAUACAGAUCUAUAUUUGUUUUAUCAUGGCUAUUUUUUAAAUUGCUAUAUGCAUUAUAUGUAUUACACUGGUUGUGGAGGAGGAUACAUUUUAACUAUAAGAAAAUGUGUAUUAUUUUUAUUGGUAUUAUAAGUGAAAAUUCAUUUGUGCAUGCUGAGUUUUUUAAUUAGCAUGACAUAUUUUUGGGAGAGCUAUAAACAUACAUUAAUGAUUUUAUCAUGUGUAGAAGCAACUCGUUUUAAUAGGUUGAAUGAUUAUUUUAUGAGAAGACAGAUGUUUGAUUAUCUUAAUAGCAAUUUAAGAUAUUGAAAGAAGGUUUAUUCUUAUUUUUCUAUGCUUUUUAUUGCUUUUAUUGCUUGAACCAAAAUUCAGAGUUGCCUUGGAAAGACUAAAAGAGAGCUUAACCUCUCUCAGGAACAAAGCACUGGAUUGAAGUUAAAAGAAAAGAAGAAAAAAAAAAGUCUCACUAAUAAUUUCCAAGCCUAACAUAGCUGAACUCCCCUGUAAUCAAAGCCAUGCUUAUUGUGUAUGCAGAAAAUGUAUGGGCUGGCGGCGUGGAAGCGUUGGGUGACGGGAAAGAACGCGGAGCUGGCUGGGGUCUCUUCCUCACGUAGUAUGAAACUCGUACCCGAGGACUUGCUUACCAUGAAUUGUGAGGAACUGAACUAUGCCCUCUGUCUCUUCCUAAAAGAUCUGAAGAAGCCCAAUGGGGAAACCUACCAGCCCGAUACUAUCUAUUACCUCCUCCUCGGUAUUCAGCAGCACCUUUUUGAAAGUUCAAGAAUAGAUUGCAUCUUCAUGGAUUUUGGAUUUGAGAAGUUCACCAACAGCCUCGAUGAAGUUACGAAAACGUUUUUGAAAUCAACUCCAUCGCCAAGUUUGUCAUCCCCCUGUUCCAUGCCCGUAACCAGAAUAACCGAAGCCAUGCUAUGGGAGUGUCGACAGCUGGGCGCGCACACACCCCAGGUCCUCCUAAACACGCUCUUCUACUUCAAUGUCAAAGUGUUCAAGCUCAAGACUGUUGAGGACCACCUAAACAUGUCCUUUGUGCAAAUAGUGAAGCAGUGGCGACGGACCACCAUAGGGAGAGAAGGAUCCGUGUCCAGAACGGCACUUCUCAAGUAUUAUCCGAAAAAGUCCUCCAUCGAAGAGUCCAAACCUGCGCCAAAUUAUGAAAUGCACGAGAAUCGGGACGACCCUCUAAGGUGCCCGGUCAAGCUCUACGAAUUUUAUUUGUCAAAAUGGUUUUUAGAGAUGUGGACAGCUCAGAACUUUGCACAAAGUUUCCCUGAGGGAGAGCAAUAUAACAAGAUGCCAUUGAAUGUCAACACUGCAGUCACAUUGAUAGUGCAGUAUGCUGUACAGUAUAUGGAGAUCAGUAGAUGCUUGUAUAGUAGCACAGUAGUGAUAGAGUCCUACAGACUUUUGAGUGCUAAGUACUACGAGCGAGAGUCUGCGUCAGUUGAUAUGGACUGGGUAUCUCAGUUUGUGCAAUUUGAAUAG
Molecule: messenger RNA, 2015 nt
Organism: Penaeus chinensis
Lineage: Eukaryota; Metazoa; Arthropoda; Malacostraca; Decapoda; Penaeidae
Product: transcriptional regulator QRICH1-like
Exons: 9
Coding region: 1041-2015 (324 amino acids)
Source: RefSeq, a predicted model, not a curated record